Messenger RNA from Solea senegalensis (Senegalese sole), 3796 nucleotides. Its product is annotated as leucine-rich repeat-containing protein 58-like. The coding region runs from base 260 to 1321 and encodes 353 amino acids. The record is from RefSeq and is a predicted model, not a curated record. Lineage: Eukaryota; Metazoa; Chordata; Actinopteri; Pleuronectiformes; Soleidae. Gene Ontology annotation, molecular function: protein binding. The transcript is spliced from 4 exons.
GCAGCGUCGCUGCUACUUCCACUGUAGUUACAUUCUGCUGCAUUUGUUUUAUCUUAACGUGAAAUCACUGAAUUUCUACAAGGAGAUGCGGUUAAAUGCGACGGGCGGGCGCAAACGAGUGUUUCUGUUGACUACGUUGAAAAUUGACGGCAACUCCUGGAGCUAACUCGCGGAGUACGGGCGGGGGCACCGAGCCUACAGUCCAAACAUUUGCCAGCACUUUGUUUUAAGAGUUUAGUUUCACGAUUAAGUUGUCAAAAUGGAGACACACGAAGGAGCAGCGGCAGCAACAGGCGGCAGCGUCCUCGACUUUUCCCGGCUCAGUCUGAACACUUUCAGCGCUGUCAGUGUCAGCGACGAGAGGAAAAGAGACACCAGGCAGCUAUACUUGAACUACAACCGGCUAGCUUCGCUGCCCUCGUCGGUCAGCGUGUUCUGCAACCUGGAGCUGCUGGACAUCAGCAACAACGGACUGUCGUCCAUCUGCGAGGGCAUCACGCGGCUGAGCAGGCUGAAGACACUCAUAGCCAAGAACAACCGCCUGGACGAGUUCUCCCUGCCCAAGCAUUUCGGCUCCCUGCAGCUGGAGGUGCUGAACUUCAGCGGGAACAGAUUUGAGGAGAUCCCGCUGCAGUGUACCAAGCUGCUGCGGCUGCAGUCGCUGUCACUGGGCGGAAACAGACUGAAAAGUAUACCAGCGGAGAUAGAAAACCUGACCUGUCUCGAGCUGCUGUAUCUGGGCGGAAACCUCAUCACAGCCAUCCCUCCUGAAGUGGCUAACCUGCCCUACCUCAGCUAUCUGGUCCUGUGUGACAACCGCAUUCAAGGUGUGCCACCAGAGCUCACCAGGCUGCACUCGCUGCGAUCUUUAAGUCUUCACAACAACCUGCUUACUUACCUGCCAAGGGAAAUCCUUAGUCUGGUGCACCUGCAGGAGCUCAGCCUCCGAGGAAAUCCACUGGUGGUGCGCUUUGUCAAGGAGAUGACUUACGACCCCCCCUCUCUGCUAGAAUUGGCAGGGCGUACAGUCAAGAGUCGUAAUAUUCCCUAUUAUCCCUGUGACCUGCCUUCAAAUUUGCUGCGAUACCUGGACUUGGCCAGCAAGUGUCCCAACCCCAAGUGUGCCGGCGUCUACUUUGACUCAUGUGUCCGCCAAAUCAAAUUUGUGGACUUCUGUGGAAAGUAUCGGCUGCCUCUCAUGCACUACCUGUGCUCCCCAGAGUGCACCUCUCCCUGCAGCUCCAACCCCCAGAGUGACGCCGACUCGGAGGAUGAGAACAGCGUGCCCGUUGAUCGCCUGCAGAGGGUGCUUUUGGGAUAGAAUGACAUAACAUUCUUAUCCCUGAUUGUAGACAGUGAAAUCAGAAAGUAUUCUCACCCCUUUUAAAUGUGCAAUAUGUAAAGUUGUGCAUUCACAAUGUAUCAGGAAACACAAAUUGCAUACAUAAACAAAUAGUAGAGUACUAAUACUGAGUGUGACAUUACACAGUCGGUCCAGCUAUUGCAUUAGAGUACUGCAGGAAACUUCAGACCCUGUAUAUAGAUAUGCUGCGUUUAAAUGCUGUUUGCUGUGUUAAUGAGAGGAGCCCAUUUAAACACUCCCCCCACCCGCCCGCCAUUUUCACGACCCAUUAAGUAGGUUUUCUUAAAACGUCAGGGUUCAGGAUGUCCUGUUUAAUACAAUUUCAUGUGUCGCACUCAAAUGCAGCAUUCAGACACAGUCGGUUGAAUCAUCCAACUGUAGACGACUCUUUGAAUUUACUUCCAAAGAAAGCUAAGAAGGCUGCAAACCAAGAGAGAGAGCAUUUCAGACAUAUGUGAUACAUAUUAUGUUGUGUGUCUUUUACUGGCUUAUAGCUUCACUUUUGCUUUGGUCUGAUGUGUGCUCAACUGCGACCUCUAGUGUCUCUCUAGUAUUGCAUGAUAACCUUUUCAUUCUUCAUUAUCUUGCUACCUGGGGCCGUUUUUUUUGUUUUUUUUCCAAUCCAAAAUCAAUGUCCCAUGAAAGCAGAAAUUGGGUUGUGUUUAGGGUAACAUAUUUCCUUGUCCCAUGUUGUAGUGUAACAUCGUGGAUGUUGUCUCACCACUAAAGUCUCUGGUACAGAGUUGUAACAGCUUUAUGGAUGAAAAGGUCCCGGUUGUUCCAAUUGUCUUCCUUUUAAGGAUUCGAGACACUGCUUUUACUCUUGAGAACUUUCAAUGAAGCAGAAUUUCCUGUGUUUUUUGACACAAUCCUCAAGGCAUGUUUUUUUUUUUUGUUUUUUUUGCUCUGAUAUGCAUUAUCAGCUGUCCAAUUUAAAACAGAUGGACUCCAGACAAGGAGUAGAAACCCCAACUAUGAUAAUCAGAAACUUUCAUAAGGCUGCAACAUAACAAAAACAUGUGGCUGAAAGCAAGGGGUCUGAAUUCUUUCUGAAUGUACUGACAUAGUUAUACAUAUAGCCUCUUAAACUCACAGUUGGUGAGCAAGGGAUCCCUACUAUUAGUGCUCAGACGAAAGACGGUUGUGAUUUGUUUACGCACAUCACUACACCUAACAUAAGUGAAAGACUAUCUUCUCUUCUGUCUGUGCAAGUCCAUUCCACACUCAUGACUCUGUCAAAGUGUUGGUCUCAUGCUGGAGCAUAGGAGGGCAUUUAACUCUUAUUUGGACUGUGAACUCCCCACACUUUAUCUUAAAUGCUACAUUUUUGUAACCUUUAAGCACAUAUUAAGUCUGUUUUAUCUUUUAAGUUUGGAUAUGAACAGUGUUAUAUUUUUGUCCAACUACUGAAAACGCACAGCAGGCUUUGAUUUGUAGUUCUUUGAUCAAGUCGACAUCAAAGCUGCUGCUAAAAAAAAGACUGGGAUUUAUGUCAACAGAAACAGUAACUCUUCUUACACUUCAGUACUGUGAGGUAACCUUGUGUGUGUGUGUGUGUGUGUGUGUGGUGCUAUUAAGCUGUCCCGCACAAUAUUGAAACAUCAAGGUUCAUCAGGACACCAACCUUGAUUUUUUUUUUUCUUUUUUCCCGCUUAUUCUCCUCUUAUUAUUUUUUUCUUUUUUUUCUUUUUGUUUGAUAAAUUAACCCUGAUCAGGGGUUAUGUGUGCAUGUGGAAGAAUGCUUGUCCAGGCUUACUCACAGGAAAUGGAUGUGGGGUGGACCAGGGAAACUAUUCACCGUGUUCGCACAGAAACAAUAGCUAUUCAGCAAAAACACAGUGGCAGCCUUCAUGUUUGUGUUCAGGGCUGCAGCUUUUCUCCGGACAUAGACACACGCUCUACAUGUGAGUGAAUGAAGCCUACAGUCAGUCAGAAGAAGUAUUUUUUUGAGGCAGAAACUCGUCUUGUUUUCUAAACGGCGAUGGCGUUUCUGUGCGUGGUUACAUCACUGCUUUGUCCAUUGGGUUGUUUUUUUGGAGCAACCUCCAUUACUGAGGAGGGGAAGGAACACUCCUCAAUGUUACAGUAGUAUUGAUACAUGAGCAUCAAAGUGCCUUACUAAUGAUGAUAGCUUACACAGAGAAAUGAAGAAAUGUGAUUAUAUAUAUAUAUGCACCCUGAAAUGUGACAUCAUUAAUAUUCUGCUUUAUAAAGUCCUUUUGUAAGUGAUUGUGUACUCACAAGGAUAACAGACUAAAGAGAGAGAAAAAAGUAAUGUUUUAUAACAAAAUGAACUUUUAUACAAAUCCCUUUUCUAAUGUAUUUAAAUGUCCUGCAGAGUAGUUGGCACUUGACAGAUGUACCUUUCUGAUCAUGUAUGUAGACUGUACAGUAUAUGUAACAUUAAUAAAGUCUAAUUGUAACAACUUAAAA